AUGGAUGAGGAGCCCAAACGGAAUUUGUUACAUUGGUUCAGGAAAGGUCUACGACUACACGAUAAUCCCUCGCUGAGGGAAGCAUUGGACGGCGCAAGUUCGUUUCGAUUUCUGCUACAGUGUCUUGAAGAUCUCGAUUCUAGUCUGCGGAAAUUAAAUUCCCGUCUGUACGUGGUGAGAGGACAACCUGAGGAUGUAUUUCCAAAAUUGUUCAAGAGAAAAAUCAUCAGUGAAAACGAUGGCACCCCACCCCUCACCUUCAAGCGUUUCCAGUCCGUUCUUUCGCGUUUGGACCCUCCAGCGAAACCAGAGGACCGAAUUACGUUAGAUACAAUUUGUCAGUGUAAGACCCCUACAUUGCUUGCCCAUGACGACAAAUACGGGAUCCCUUCCCUUGAUGACCUUGGGUUUGACACGUCUGGUUUGUCCUCGAACGUGUUCCGUGGUGGGGAAUCCGAGGCAUUACAGAGACUACAAGGGCACCUGCAGCGCAAGGCCUGGGUUGCCAGUUAUGAGAAGUCCAAGAUGACAUCACAGUCACUGUUCCCUAGUCAGACAACUUUGAGCCCAUACCUAAGUUUCGGAUGCAUAUCUCCGCGACUGUUUUACUGGAAGUUACAUGAGCUCUACAGAAAGAUAAAGAAGCAAAACGACCCUCCAUUGUCGUUGCAUGGACAACUUUUGUGGCGGGAAUUCUUCUUCACAGCAGCAACUAAUAACCCCAGCUUUGACAAAAUGGAGGGCAAUGCAAUUUGUAUUCAGGUGCCGUGGGAUAAAAACCCUGAAGCGUUGGCAAACUGGGCAGAGGGUAAGACUGGGUUUCCGUGGAUAGAUGCCAUAAUGGUACAGCUGCGUGAGGUGGGCUGGGUCCAUCACCUGGGUCGCCAUGCUAUUGCCUGCUUCUUGACGCGGGGGGACCUCUGGAUAUCAUGGGAAGAAGGAUUCAAGGUGUUUGACGAGCUGUUGAUGGAUGCUGAUUGGUCGGUGAAUGCGGGAAUGUGGUUGUGGCUCUCAUGCAGCUCAUUCUUCCAGCAGUUUCUCAACUGCUAUUGUCCGGUUGGUUUUGGCAAACAGGCCGAUCCCACUGGUGACUUCAUCAGACACUACCUGCCAGUGUUGAAGGCUUUUCCGGCCCAGUACAUCUAUGAGCCCUGGAAUGCCCCCGAGAGCGUGCAGGUUGCAGCCAAGUGCAUCGUGGGUAAGGACUACCCCGUUCCCAUGGUGAACCACGCAGAGGCUAGCAAGCUGUGCAUGAAGAGGAUGAAACAGGUCUACCAGAUGUUGCUUAAGAUGCGGGCUAAAGUGCAGCUUCCCAAGCAGAUUGCAUACAAGGCAACAGAGCAGGAGGUCUCAGAGGAUAAACCAACCAGGGAUAAUCAUCAAUCGAAAGCAGACAUAAUCCCAAAUGUGGAAGACGUGUUCAGCUCUGGAAGUGAAAGCGACGGAUAGAUAUCUGUGAAAGCGUAACAUUUUUUUAGAGAACUUUUCUGAGAAAAGUCAACAAAAAGUAAUACUGUGUUUAAUCUUUUUUAGCAUUAUUUUGUUGAAAAAGUGUAGCCUUUUUGUGUUAAUAGAAUGAUCAGCAUUCAUUCAUUGAGAAUCCAUAGCAAGAGAAUGUUUCUGAAUAAAUUAUACAGAACCUGCAAAAAUAAAAUUGAAAAGAAGUAACAUUAUUUGUUUUAUAUUUAAUUUAAAGAAAAUAUACAGUUGUGAUUUUUUUGUUUGUUUUUUGCUUCAGAAAAAAGUGUGAAUGUAAAAAUGAAUACGUCUGUGAUUUAGUAAUUCUUACUUUGAAAAUCUAGUGUGAAAUGUUAACAAUAAUAUUUGUAUAUAUGUUACAUGUUACUGUUGGUUUCAACAGACAGUUUGAAGUGUGCUUAGGAAUUCCGCGUCAGUACACGAAACUGCACUUGUUUGACAAUUAAGAAAAGAACAUUGACUGAAAAGGAUUACACUUCUGAGUACUUUUACUGGCUUGUAAUAUUGUAAUAUCAAAAUGCACCUGCAUGCCGUGCAGUUAGGAAAACAGGAUUCGGAGAGCAUUGCUUGAACUGUGAACAUUCCUAUUCAAUCACCAUGAUGUGAAGUGUGGGAAAAAAUAUGUAAGGACAAACAAUUUUCCUGACUGCAGAGAAAUGGAAUGGACUGUAACAGUAUCGUUAAGAAAAUAGGGAGGGUUUAACUUGUGUACAUAUAUUUAUUGUUAUAUACGUAUGCAAAGACGUACAUCUAAGUAAAUAUUCUUAUUUAUGUUAAAUUGGUAUUAUAGCUCACCAAUAUUUACCUGGCACUGACUUCUAUGCGUGAAGAUAUUAAAAUACGAUAGUCAUGAAUGUUUUGGUAUCUCUUCUAGAAGCAGUUGAAAUUAAAGUGAUUUUAAAGUAUAAUGUUUAUGGCCUUGCUAAACUUGCAAAAUGUGCAAAAACAAAAGUGAAUUCAAAUAUAUGCACAUUUAGUGCAAAUGACAAUGUAGCCGAGCCACACACGUUUCCUCUAUAUGACCCUUUAUGUUGCAUUCCAUGUUUGUAUGUUUCUUUUACGAAUGCAACUGAUGUUAAGAUUUGGUUUUGUACUUGUUUGAGCAAAUACUGUUGUUUUUUUAUCAUCAAUGCACUUUUAGCAAAAGUUAUAACCACCAGUUACGAAAAUGGCUGUGAAAUUGAAAUUUGGUUAAAUAUAAACAUGUAAAAAAAAUUUGGUUACUCAAAAAUCUGUCAUCUGCAUGUCAAUGUAUGUUGAUAACCCUUUUAUGUGAACGUUAUUUCACCUUGAUGUGAACAUAUUACACUUUGGUGUGAAUGUUAUUACACUUUGGUGUGAACAUUAUUACACUUUGGUGUGAAAUAUUGUGCUGUAGAAAUUCAUAGCUCAUACUUCAAUCUGAAAUUAUUAUAAAUACAGAGCUAUUUGUGUUUGGUGCAUUUUAUUUAUUUACAUUUUUGGUGAAUGUUUUCAAGAUUGUGAAACAUCACCUACAUUCUUUGGCUUAAUAAAGAAAAAACAACUUGAACAAAAUCAAAAUUAAUUGAAAUAAGUAUAUUG
Messenger RNA from Dreissena polymorpha, 3042 nucleotides. Its product is annotated as cryptochrome-1-like. Bases 1 to 1449 code for a protein of 482 amino acids. The transcript is spliced from 12 exons. Gene Ontology annotation, molecular function: FAD binding; DNA binding. Gene Ontology annotation, cellular component: cytoplasm; nucleus. Gene Ontology annotation, biological process: negative regulation of DNA-templated transcription; entrainment of circadian clock by photoperiod; circadian regulation of gene expression. NCBI's taxonomy places the organism in Eukaryota, Metazoa, Mollusca, Bivalvia, Myida, Dreissenidae. The record is from RefSeq and is a predicted model, not a curated record.